AACUAUUUUCUGUAGCAACAGCAGUGAGUGUAUUUCAGCCGCUUACCGCUAACGAGCACCGAAAUACGAGCAAGGGUCAGGGAGAGGGAGAGAGAGAGCGCAAGGGAGAGGGAGGGAGGGUUCGCGAAAGAAUUCAUCUCAGCCACAGUGGCUGUAAAACUCACCAAAAAAAAAAAAAGAAUUACUGCUAAAGCAUCAACGGUUGAACGAGAAGAGAGAGGGGAGAAAAUCGCGCUCUCGCUUCGCACGCCUCGGAGCGAGACAUGGAUCUACCUGCCGUCGGAGAGCACGUCUUCGCGGUGGAGGGCAUCGAGAAGAAGCGCAUACGGAAGGGUAGAACCGAAUAUCUGGUGAAGUGGAGAGGAUGGUCGCCGAGAUACAACACAUGGGAACCGGAGGAGAACAUCCUCGACCCGCGCCUUCUCGUCGCCUUCCAAAACAGAGAGAGACAGGAGCAGCAAAUGGGAUAUCGCAAACGAGGACCUAAACCCAAACAUCUUCUGAUCCAGUUACCUGCGUUUGCACGGAGGUCCAGCAUCCUUGCUGAUCUUCAGGAGACAUCACUGGAUGAGGAGAACCAGUUCAAAGUGGAUUCACUUCAGAUGCACCGGUCACAGCCUCAGCAUUACCAGCUCAAUAGCAAAAAACAUCACCAGUACCAGCCCAACAGCAAGGAGAUCCCGGCAGAAGCUCACACCAAUGGCAAGAAGAAGCACUUCUAUCAGCUAAACAGCAAGAAACACCAUCAUUACCAACCAGACCCUAAGAUGUAUGACCAGCAAACCACAAAGCCUAAGGAGGUUAAAGGGCAUGACCCAUCUAUUAAAGGAUGGAACCUCCCUCCAGCCUUGCAACAGAAAUGGGUGCGUGACAAGGACACUGGUAGCUUGAAUAAAGUGAAAGAUCUAUCCGUGGAGCAUAAGCAACUGCUUAUUCCCGCUAACAAAGAAGACCAAACGGUAAAGACAACCUCGAAAGAUCCCCUGCUUUCCAGUGGCAUCAGCAGUAAGAUGAAGAUCAUCAGGAACAAAAACAAAAAUGGCCGAAUUGUCAUUGUCAUGAGCAAGUACAUGGAUAAUGGGGUCCAGCCUUCUAAAGUGAAAAACAGGGAUUCUCCCGGAACAGAGAAACCAAAACAAACUGAGGAGACCAUAAAUGGCAAUGCAGCCAAACUUGUAAAAGUGACACCAGGGCAGGAGAAUGGUGCUCCUAACCACUCAGGAGACAGUGCAUGUAUUACCAGUGAAUUUGUUCACAAAGUGCCCCACAAAAAGUUUGAGCUCUCAAAAGCAAAAUUGAACACUGAGGCAGGUCACAGAACAGAAAAAGAGGUGAAUAAAAUCAAUUUAUCACACAGUCACUCUGUGCAACUGUCCACCAAAACUAGCUCUUCACCCAUAUCAGUUGGGGAGGAUGCUCCAUCACAAAAGGACUCCACCAACCACCAUCUCAGCCAUCGUAAACGGAACCUGUCAGAACCUAACAAGGCUGCAAGUGAUUGUAAGAGGUUCCUCAGCUCCAGAAGUAUCAGUGCUCCCAAUCCGGUCGUCGAUUCCCCUCAGAGGGAACCUAUAGACCUGCACUGUUCUGGCCAAAUCACCAGUGGGGGCUACAACUACACCGUUACUGACACCAUUCCUGAUGAACCAAUCGACUUAAGCUGUGGGAGGACUAGGUUACAUGCAGAAGCUCCCACAGAGUCCCACGUAGCAGUGGACGACGCACCUGAGACUUCAGAAAAGUCGGAAGAACCAGUCAGCUAUUUUAAGCCAUUUUCAGGUAAUAUCAUCAUUACGGAUGUCACCACAAACUGUCUGACUGUGACCUUUAAGGAAUACGUCUCCAUUUAACAGCCUUCAAUUUGAUACACUGAGGACUUCUGAUACUUAUAUGGAUUUGUAGAUAUGUAAUUAUUAGAAGAAUUCUGUACAUAUGUAUCUAUAAUUUGUCAUGUAUAGAAAAGAAAUGUUUUCUUUUUUUUGCAGUGUAGGUUUUUUUUUUUAUUUCACUUGGAAUUUGUUAAGGCCUGUACAUGCACAGAAUAAAAUGGAGUGUUUUGAAUGUUUAAAGACAGGUACAGUUUGUACUCUGAAGAAAUCAAUAUGGGAGGACAUGCUGAGCUUAAGAGGUUGUUAAUGCAUCACUGAACAAGCACUUACUUACUAAACGGAAAUGGCCGUUACAUGGACUUGUGUGCUUCAUGUUGAGCACUAUUUGAACCAUCUCUUUUUAAAGAUUGUACUUCUUUGCAAACACAGUGCAGACACAUGGUUUUACAAUAUUACACUUUUCUUGCAAACGAGUCUGUGCCAUUUUAGGCAGUUAGAGUUGAGCUUAUUCUAAUGUCAGAUGGAUAUUCAGGGUGUUUUGCAGAGUUUUUUUUUAUUUUUAAUAUAUAUUUUGCUUAAGGCCACACUUGCAUUGCUGCAUAGUUCUGUUGUGAAAGAUACAGGUCUUUGCUGUGCAAUGUUGAAAUAGCCUCAAUCAGACACACCACUGUUUGCUCAUUUGGUUAUAUUUACCUACCCAUUGAAUGUGUAAGCUGCACUUUGUCAUAAGUUAAGAUACUUUGAAGAAGGCCUAAAUGACACUGAUCAACAGGGUAGAUCCUCCCUUUCAUACUGUGGUUAAAUGUCAUACUGAUUAAUUUGUACACCAUCACGUCUUUUUUUUUUCUGUGUGAGUAUAGAAACGUUUCCUGAGAGUCUACAUAUUACUUCAUAUUUAACUGCUGAAAUGGUUCUUAUUUUUAUGCCAUGCUUUUUCUUAACUGUCUAUAUUUUUGGUGUGACGUACUAAUAACAAUGUAUGACCAAACAAUUUAUUUUAGACAAUUUGUAACCCUGUAGCACAUAAUAUUGUAAAACUGCUGCUAAAGUGUAUUACUUAGUUGAAGUAAUAUGUUAUGGGAAAAUGCAGAAUAUGCUGUAGUCAACAUUAGAGUCUAAAUUUGCCUUAAAUGAACAAAGUAAUAAUAAUAGUGUAUCAAUAUUUUACAAAGCUUAUUGUAGUGAAACAAUCAUAGCCAGUACCAUAUCCAGACAGUAAAUGUAUCAGGCUUUUUGAGUGGACCUGACUUAACACUCGUGACUGUAGUUAUGAAAGACCUUUAUCCGUGGAACUGACAAAUCUAUCGAUAUAGACGUGGUCAAUAGAUUUGGCUUGAUUACUAGAAGCACAACAAAUGCAUCAAUGCCAAAAACAAGACCAUGAAAUAUUUGGUGCUUUGAUCAUCAAUGAUAUUUUAGAAAGGCGGAUAAGUUCAUUCAGACAGAGAUGUGGUUGAUUCACUGUUUCAUUUAGCAGUUUAGUUUUGCAGAUCUUAAACUAUGUGCCUGUGAUAAUUGCCAGUAUGACAACAGAGGGAGUCCACUCCUAUUCACAUGUAUCAAAAAUGUUGUUAAUUUAAGUAACUGCCCUCCGAUACACACAAUACCGUUGCAAUUAUUUAAAAAAAAAAAAACAUUAACAAAACCCAACUUUAAUAAAUCUUGUCAUGAUGUUUCAGAA
Messenger RNA from Pangasianodon hypophthalmus (striped catfish), 3510 nucleotides. It is a transcript of the gene cbx4, whose product is annotated as chromobox homolog 4 (Pc class homolog, Drosophila). NCBI's taxonomy places the organism in Eukaryota, Metazoa, Chordata, Actinopteri, Siluriformes, Pangasiidae. Bases 264 to 1850 code for a protein of 528 amino acids. Gene Ontology annotation, biological process: negative regulation of DNA-templated transcription. The record is from RefSeq and is a predicted model, not a curated record. The transcript is spliced from 5 exons.